This is a messenger RNA of Thecamonas trahens ATCC 50062, 799 nucleotides long. RefSeq names its product carrier protein. Gene Ontology annotation, biological process: transmembrane transport. Gene Ontology annotation, cellular component: mitochondrial inner membrane. The transcript has a single exon. Gene Ontology annotation, molecular function: S-adenosyl-L-methionine transmembrane transporter activity. The record is from RefSeq and is a predicted model, not a curated record. NCBI's taxonomy places the organism in Eukaryota, Apusomonadida, Apusomonadidae. The coding region runs from base 1 to 783 and encodes 260 amino acids.
AUGGCUGGGACAGGCGUGGACGUGGCGCUGUAUCCGAUCGACACGAUCAAGACGAGGCUGCAGAGCAAGGAGGGCUUCCGGGCGGCGGGCGGGUUCUCGGGGGUGUACCGCGGGCUAUCGUCGGCGGUCAUCGGGUCUGCGCCGGGCGCCGCGCUGUUCUUCACCACGUACGAGACGGCAAAAAGCCAUCUUACGCCGCUGCUAGGCGGCGGGCCAGUGACCCACAUGACGGCAGCAUCGCUGGGCGAAGUGGCAGCGUGCUGCGUCCGGGUCCCUACCGAGGUGAUGAAGCAGCGGCUGCAGACGCGGCAGUACGAUCGACUGGUCGACGCUGCGCGGGCUGCGUGGAAGGCCGAGGGCAUCCGCGCCUUUUUCCGCGGCUACGGCACAACGGUCAUGCGCGAGAUCCCGUUUGCCUUUAUCCAGUUUCCGCUCUACGAGGCGUUCAAGGUCCGGCUCGCCGCCGUGGGCGACCGGUCCGCGCCGUCGUCAGUUGAGGCAGCAGCAUGCGGCUCUGUGGCCGGUGGCAUUGCCGCUGCUAUCACCACCCCGCUUGACGUGGCCAAGACCCGCAUUAUGCUCGCCGAGGCGUCCGCGGCUGGCCCUCCGUCGACGAUAUCAACCAUCCGUACCAUUGCCCGCGACGAGGGCGCCCGUGCCCUCUUUGCCGGCAUCCAGCCGCGGGUCAUGUGGAUCUCUAUCGGCGGCUUUGUCUUCUUUGGCAUCUACGAGGCCGCCAAGCGGAUGCUCAUGCGUGUUGCUGACAGUGAGGAUGACGAGUAACAUGGCCCCUCCCCCG